AUGGCCUGGAUGGGUCUGGAACUGUGGCAAGAUAAGGCUCUGAGACAAGGUGCCAGGAGAAAGAUGAAUUCAAUCAUCUAUUUCUGCCAGGAAGAAAAGCACCAGGAAGAAAUCAGAUUUGCUGCCCCCUUUGACGAUGAUGACAAGAUCGUUGGGGGCUACACCUGUCAGAAGAAUUCUCUCCCCUACCAGGUGUCCCUGAAUUCUGGCUACCACUUCUGCGGUGGCUCCCUCAUCAACGAACAGUGGGUGGUGUCAGCAGGUCACUGCUACAAGUCCCGCAUCCAGGUGAGACUGGGAGAGCACAACAUCGAAGUCCUGGAGGGGAAUGAGCAGUUCAUCAAUGCAGCCAAGAUCAUCCGCCACCCCCAAUACGACAAGAAGACUCUGAACAAUGACAUCAUGUUAAUCAAGCUCUCCUCACGUGCAGUCAUCAACGCCCGCGUGUCCACCAUCUCUCUGCCCACCGCCCCUCCAGCCACUGGCACGAAGUGCCUCAUCUCUGGCUGGGGCAACACUGCGAGCUCUGGCGCCGACUACCCAGACGAGCUGCAGUGCCUAGACGCUCCUGUGCUGAGCCAGGCUAAGUGUGAAGCCUCCUACCCUGGAGAGAUUACCAGCAACAUGUUCUGUGUGGGCUUCCUUGAGGGAGGCAAGGAUUCCUGUCAGGGUGACUCUGGUGGCCCUGUGGUCUGCAAUGGACAGCUCCAAGGAGUUGUCUCCUGGGGUGAUGGCUGUGCCCAGAAGAACAAGCCUGGAGUCUACACCAAGGUCUACAACUAUGUGAACUGGAUUAAGAACACCAUUGCUGCCAACAGCUAAAGCCCCCAGUAUCUCUUCAGUCUCUAUACCAAUAAAGUGACCCUGUUCUCAC
Molecule: messenger RNA, 874 nt
Organism: Pan troglodytes (chimpanzee)
Lineage: Eukaryota; Metazoa; Chordata; Mammalia; Primates; Hominidae
Gene: PRSS1
Product: serine protease 1
Exons: 5
Coding region: 1-822 (273 amino acids)
Biological process (GO): proteolysis
Molecular function (GO): serine-type endopeptidase activity
Source: RefSeq, a predicted model, not a curated record